This is a messenger RNA of Pteropus alecto (black flying fox), 2067 nucleotides long. Its product is annotated as calmodulin-like. NCBI's taxonomy places the organism in Eukaryota, Metazoa, Chordata, Mammalia, Chiroptera, Pteropodidae. The record is from RefSeq and is a predicted model, not a curated record. The transcript is spliced from 3 exons. The coding region runs from base 1530 to 1976 and encodes 148 amino acids. Gene Ontology annotation, molecular function: enzyme regulator activity; calcium ion binding.
GUGGGGGCCUGGGCCUUCCUUUAAAACCUUCCCACCAGAGGCUGGUCCAGAUUCGGGGAGCGACCCAGCUCCGAAUCAGUCAGUUUCGUGAAUCACCGGCGUUCCUCCAUGGCCAGCUGGGCUGGAGGGAGCGUAAGUUCAGGGAGGAGACGGCUGUCCUGGAUCGGCCCCUGAGUCGCCUGACUGGAAUCUGAUAAUAACCGGAUCAAUCACCCUCAGGCGGCCGGGACUGAGAAGCCUCUCUCCCAGCUCAGUGGCGGGUGUGGGUGUGGGCGGGGUUCGCCUCUCUGACUCGAGGCCUCGGCUGCAGAGUGAAGUCCACCAGGGGCAAAGGAAGCUGGUUGUUUUGAGUGUUUCCUGGGCCUGCCUUCUUGGUUCGGCGUGUCCUCCCCAGACAGCAGGGUCAUGAGUCAGCCCUCAGCGUGCCCCGCCUGGGCCGAGGACCUUAGCCGCUCACCUGCUGAGGUCAGCGCCCUCCGCGUCUUCUGAGGCUUCUCGUGUGUGCUCACAGAGUGAGUGAGAUUUCAUCUGAAACGUGGCUUCUGCUGCUAAAGAAAUUCUGAGAGCCACCAUCCAGCCCAAGGCCCUCGUUUCACAGUCGAGGACACUGUAACCCAUGAAACGUCCGAGCGUCUUCCGGGGCUGGGCUGUGUGGGCCUCCCGUGCCCUCCGGUCUCCCCGCAGCCCUGGAGGGUGAGCGAACAGCAACUUCUUCCCAGGAGUGGACUCGCCAGCAGAGGGGAGUCAGGGGCGCAUCGAGCUAGAGAAGGGCCUGUGGGACCGGAGGCCUCCUCCUCGCCUCUGAGUCACCUGUGAACUUCUGCUUGGCUGACAAUCCUCGGCACCACCUGUGUGCCAGGUUCUGCGUGCCACCUGGCUCCUCGUUUUCUCGAAGCCAUAGAUCUGUUGACGGCCGUGGACGGGGCUUCUGAUGACCCCCACGGUUCCACCCUCGUAGAAUUCCACUCAAUUCUGCCACCGUGUGCCCCCCGCUGGCCCUGCCCUGUGGAUGGGAGCUGGAGAGCAGCCCCUAGAGAGAGGAACAGAAGCGCUGGACACAGGUGUCCCCCAACUUCGGGGCCUGUAUGUCCCCAAAGAGGGGGGGUCCCUUCCUCUCCCAGCCUCAGGCUCUGUGAUUUGGGGCAGCUGACCCGACCCCUCAGCCUGACCAGGCUCUCUGCGAGUGUCACCUGGCAAAAACUUCCAGGUCAGCGUGGUCUACUGGGACCAGGCGAGGCUGGCAGGCUGGAUGGCUGGUCCCCAGGAUGUUCCCUGCGUCCUCCCAGGGCGGGCCCUGCCCCUCCAAUUCCUGCAUUUCCUGUCUGCAGCUGGCCUCUCCCUCCCCGGAGGAGGAUUUUGCCUGAGGACACGGUGUGGGUGGGGAGCCGGCCUCCUCCCUGUGCUCCGAUUGCAGAAAAGGAGGGGUCCCCACCCCAUGGCAAGGCCGCCACCGGAGCUCUGCCCCCACUCAGUCGCAGCCUCGUCCCAGCUCUGACCGGAGCACGCUGAGCUGGCCGGCAGCAAGCGCCAUGGCAGAGAAGCUGUCGAAAGAGCAGGUGGCUGACUUCAAGGCGGUGUUCACCAGGUUUGACACGGACGGUGAUGGCAACAUCAACCUGCAGGAGCUGGGCGACGCCAUGCGGGCCCUGGGCCAGGACCCGACGGAGGCCGAGCUGAAGGAGAUCAUCACCCGGGUGGACACGGACGGCGACGGCGCCAUCAGCCUCCAGGAGUUCCUGGCGGAGAUGGCCAAGAGGAUGAAGUCCGGCAUCGGCGAGCAGGACAUGCGGGAGGUCUUCCGCGCCUUUGACCUGGACGGUGACGGCCACAUCAGCGUGGACGAGCUCAAGCAGGCCAUGGCCCAGGUGGGCGAGAAGCUGUCCCAGGAGGACGUGGAGGCCAUGAUCCGAGAGGCUGAUUUGGACCAGGACGGACAGGUGGACUACGAGGAGUUCGCACGCAUCCUCACCCGCUAGUGAGGCCGGCCCGGCCGGGUCCCCCCGCCCGACUCUGCCUCUGUGGCCCGGCCUGGGCACUGGGGACGGGAAGGGGAUCUGGGUGGCGAGG